AUGGCUUUCGCCAGCCUCUUGGAGCACGUGGGGGGGAUGGGACGUUUCCAGGUGGCUUCGGUGCUUCUCCUGGCCCUGCCCGUCCUCAUGAUGGCCAGUCACAACCUUCUCCAGAACUUCACGGCCGCCAUUAGCGAUCAUCGUUGCCGGCUUCGUUGGGAGGCCAACACCACCAGCCUUGACCUCCAGGACCUGCUGAAGGUCUCGGUUCCUCACGGUGAGCAGUGCCGACGUUUCGUGACACCACAGUGGUGGCUUUUGGAGGUCAACAGCUCAGCUCCCAACAGCAGCUGGCCAGAGACAGAGCCCUGCCAUGAUGGUUGGACCUACGACCACAGUGUCUUCACCAGCACCAUCAUCACUGAGUGGGACCUGGUGUGCAGCUCCCGGGGUCUGAAGCAGUUGGCCCAGUCGCUCUACAUGGCCGGCGUCUUGGUGGGCGGCAUCGUCUUCGGGGGUCUCUCAGACAGGUUCGGCCGCCGGUCUCUGCUCACCUGGUGUUACCUCCAGAUGGGCACCAUGGGGACGUGCUCCUCCUUCGCCCCCACAUUCACCAUCUACUGCCUCUUCCGUUUCCUCACGGGCAUGGCCUUCUCCGGCAUCGUCCUCAACAGCGUCUCCCUCUCUUUGGAGUGGAUGCCCACUCGUACCCGGGCGCUGGUGGGGACCUUCAUGGGUUACUGCUACACCACCGGGCAGUUCCUCCUGGCUGGGAUCGCCUACGCCGUCCCCGACUGGCGUUGGCUGCAGCUCACCGUGUCACUGCCCUUCUUCUGCUUCUUCAUCUACUCCUGGUGGUUAACAGAGUCAGCUCGUUGGUUGGUCAUGGUGGGGAAGCCCCACCAAGCCCUGAAGGAGCUCCAGAAAGUGGCCAGGAUAAAUGGGAAGAAAGAGGAAGGGGACAAGCUCGACAUAGAAGCCUUGAGGUCCUACAUGGAGAAGGAGAUGGCUUCAUCGAGGAGUCGCCACACGGUGGUUGACCUGGUCCGGACGCCUGUCGUACGCCGCAUCUCCUGUUGCCUCUGCUUUGUGUGGUUCUCCACCAGCUUCGCCUACUACGGACUGGCCAUGGACCUGCAAAACUUUGACUUUAACAUCUAUGUGAUCCAGCUCAUCUUCGGGGCCGUGGACAUCCCGGCCAAGCUGGUCUCCAUCAUCACCAUCACCUUCGUGGGGCGACGCUUCACCCAAUCCCUUGCCCUCAUCUUGGCUGGUUUGGCCAUCUUGGCCAAUAUCUUGGUGCCACGAGACCUGCGGGUGCUCCGGACUGCCCUGGCUGUCUUUGGGAAGGGUUGCUUGGCCGCGUCCUUCAACUGCGUCUUCCUCUACACGGGUGAGCUCUACCCCACCGUUAUUCGGCAGACAGGUAUGGGGUUGGCCAACACCAUGGCUCGUCUAGGCAGCAUCACAGCUCCCCUGGUGAAGAUGGCGGGUGAAGUCUUCCCCACGUUGCCCUUCAUCAUCUACGGGGCAGCUCCCGUGGUGUCAGGGCUGGUGGCCAUCUUCCUGCCAGAGACACGGGACACGGCGCUGCCUGAGACCGUGGAGGAGGUGGAGGGCAGGUCUCCAGGUGUCCAAGGAUCCAAAGAUCCUGAGAACCCAGGUCUCCCAGUGCCCAAGGAUCCCAAAGAUCCCGAGGAUCUAGGUCUCCAGGUGCCCAGAUGUCCCAAGGACCCAGAGAUCCAGGUGCCCCAAUGUUCCAAGGACCCCAAGGACCCAGAGAUCCAGGUGCCCCAAUGUCCCAAGGACCCCAAGGACCCAGAGAUCCUGAGAACCCAGGUCUCCAGGUGCCCCAAUGUCUCAAGGACCCAAGAACCCCAAGGACCCAGAGAUCCAGGUGCCCAGAUGUCCCAAGGACCCAAGAACUCCAAGGACCCAGAGAUCCAGGUGCCGCAAUGUCCCAGGGACCCCAAGGACCCAGAGAUCCAGGGCAAUAAAACCGCGAUCGAUAGGCUGAUAGGUAGAUUGAUCGAUCAGAUUGGUAGAUUGAUUGAUCAGAUUGGUAGAUUGAUCGGUCAGAUUGGUAGAUUGAUUGAUCAGAUUGGUAGAUUGAUCGGUCAGAUUGGUAGAUUGAUUGAUCAGAUUGGUAGAUUGAUCGGUCAGAUUGGUAGAUUGAUUGAUCAGAUUGGUAGAUUGAUCGGUCAGAUUGGUAGAUUGAUUGAUCAGAUUGGUAGAUUGAUCGGUCAGAUUGGUAGAUUGAUUGAUCAGAUUGGUAGAUUGAUCGGUCAGAUUGGUAGAUUGAUUGAUCAGAUUGGUAGAUUGAUCGGUCAGAUUGGUAGAUUGAUUGAUCAGAUUGGUAGAUUGAUCGGUCAGAUUGGUAGAUUGAUUGAUCAGAUUGGUAGAUUGAUCGGUCAGAUUGGUAGAUUGAUUGAUCAGAUUGGUAGAUUGAUCGGUCAGAUUGGUAGAUUGAUUGAUCAGAUUGGUAGAUUGAUCGGUCAGAUUGGUAGAUUGAUUGAUCAGAUUGGUAGAUUGAUCGGUCAGAUUGGUAGAUUGAUUGAUCAGAUUGGUAGAUUGAUCGGUCAGAUUGGUAGAUUGAUUGAUCAGAUUGGUAGAUUGAUCGGUCAGAUUGGUAGAUUGAUUGAUCAGAUUGGUAGAUUGAUCGGUCAGAUUGGUAGAUUGAUUGAUCAGAUUGGUAGAUUGAUCGGUCAGAUUGGUAGAUUGAUUGAUCAGAUUGGUAGAUUGAUCGGUCAGAUUGGUAGAUUGAUUGAUCAGAUUGGUAGAUUGAUCGGUCAGAUUGGUAGAUUGAUUGAUCAGAUUGGUAGAUUGAUAGACAGAUGGAUCAAUAGAUACCCCAAGAGACCAAUAAAUUGA
This is a messenger RNA of Antrostomus carolinensis (chuck-will's-widow), 2811 nucleotides long. RefSeq names its product solute carrier family 22 member 6-A. Gene Ontology annotation, molecular function: transmembrane transporter activity. The coding region runs from base 1 to 2811 and encodes 936 amino acids. The record is from RefSeq and is a predicted model, not a curated record. The transcript is spliced from 11 exons. Gene Ontology annotation, biological process: transmembrane transport. Lineage: Eukaryota; Metazoa; Chordata; Aves; Caprimulgiformes; Caprimulgidae. Gene Ontology annotation, cellular component: membrane.